UUUUAUAACACGUGUUUGUAUUUUGGUAAACAUUUGUAACACUUGUUUUGCGUGUUCUGUGUUUUUUUACUUGAUUGUGUUUAUUAUUAUUGCUAUUUCUUAAAGUUUUAACAUGGAUUUAAAUGUUAUCAUCGAAAAGGACUCUGUUCGUGACUCUCAUGAAGAAAUUUUGAACAAAGUUAAAAGAUGUGUUAAGCUUGGUUUCAAAGAGAUUGGUUUAUCUGUUUGUAUUGAUGGAUCUCAAGUGAAAAAUAUCCCAAUUCCUCCUCAAAUGUCCUCGAAUCAAAUCGAUAUUGGUUCAAGAAAUAAGAUCAAACUAUACUCAAGGUUAAAUGUUGCUGUUGAUGAUGGACUUCAGUUGCAUAAACUUGGACAAUCACCUAUAGCCAAGCAGUAUCAUCUAUUAUCUCUGGAACCUAAAACAGAGAAAGUGUUUACUCAACUUCUUGGAGGUAAUUUUGACUGUGAUAUUAUAACCUUUGAUUUCACUGAGAAAUCAAUUUUCAGCUGGAGAAAAGCCAAUUUUUCUUUACCUAUCUCAAGAGGAAUCCUUCUUGAAAUUAAUUAUAGUCAAGCCUUUGCAUCUCAAAGUAAUCGCCAUAAUUUAUUUUGUUAUGGUCAGAGUUUAGUGCGGAAAACUAAAGGAAAGAAUAUUUUAUUGUCAAGUGGUACAAGCCAUUUCAUGUUUUUUAGAGGACCAUAUUGUGUUACUAAUUUAGGUUUAUUAUUUGGUCUUAAAGAGAAUCAAUCUCGAGACGCAGUUUUCAUUAACGGAAUUAACGCAAUUCGACAUUCACAGGUCCGUAAGAAUCCUGCUGCCGCGGCAGUUGUUUUAGCUGACGAACUGUUACCAUGUGAAAAAUGGGUUGAAAAAGAGCUUGUCACAACCGAAGUGACGGACCAACAAAAAUCAUUAUCACCAGAAAAGGAUUGCUCUGAUCCAAAAAGAGCUAAAAUAGAUUCAUAAAAUACAAAACAAAAUGACAACUAAAAAAAUAUAAAAUAACAUUAAAAUGUUUAAAAAAUG
This is a messenger RNA of Tetranychus urticae (two-spotted spider mite), 1027 nucleotides long. It is a transcript of the gene Rpp30, whose product is annotated as ribonuclease P protein subunit Rpp30. Gene Ontology annotation, molecular function: RNA binding. The record is from RefSeq and is a predicted model, not a curated record. NCBI's taxonomy places the organism in Eukaryota, Metazoa, Arthropoda, Arachnida, Trombidiformes, Tetranychidae. Gene Ontology annotation, cellular component: nucleolar ribonuclease P complex. Gene Ontology annotation, biological process: tRNA processing.